ACAAUUUUAACAGUAGUUCGGUUCUUCAAAGCAAACGACAUGCCAUUGAUGGUUGUUGAAGAAAACGACAACUAUGCACGUUCUUGUAAAAGCAAAUUGAAAGAGAGCACUCAAUUUGAUGAGCUUCCCGCUUAAAUCCCAACCACUGCUCUGUUAAUGCCCUAGUUAUGAGCUUAUUUUUUGGGGAAGAGAAUCAGCCAUGGUUCUUUCCUUCAAUUUACAGGACUUUAUUCUCCGCGCUCGUGUUUUCAAGCUAUACAGACAAGCACUAAGGAUUGCACAAAGAGCCCCUUCUCAUGCUAGAGUUGAAUUGAAGCAGACAAUAAGGCAAGAGAUGGAGAAUAACCGGAACUGCAAGGACAAGCAAAGGAUUCGUUUUCUGAUUAGUGAAGGAAGAGAGAGACUAAAGCAUUUGGAUGAGAUGCUUGAUAUGCAGGGCAGUUGAUAAUAGACUGAAAUUGCAAAUGGCACAUGCAAAUAUUUUUUGAGGAUUAAAAGUUUCCGAGUUCAAGGGACAAUCAAUGAACUAUAAUGUAGAAAGAAAACGAGAGAAAAAAUAUCUUCAUCACUUGAUUUUUUUAACGAUCGAUAUACUUUAGAAUGUUGAUGUUUUGUGUUAUCAUUAGAUGCAAGUGUUUUCUUGCUGUCUGUCUGCAUGAACAAUGAUGGUUGGUAGAUAGGCGUGUGAGCAGUAGAACAGUAUAUCAGAAUGGUUUGCAUCAGUGAAGUGUCUUCACGUGUGAUCAGUUUCCCAACCAAUGGUUACUCUUUGUAUUAAGAAUUCAAUUCAUGGAAGGGCGAUGGUCAGCAGACUGAAGAUUGGUUCUGACUGUAAAGAGAUAAUGAGUUUAUCAGGAACCAAAAUUAGUGAACGUUAUUAAGAUGAUGAGAUAAUUUAUACAUUUGUGUGAUCAAUGAACUAAGCUGUACUGAAUUUAAGUGGAUGCAUGCUUUGAAAACA
Molecule: messenger RNA, 961 nt
Organism: Ricinus communis (castor bean)
Lineage: Eukaryota; Viridiplantae; Streptophyta; Magnoliopsida; Malpighiales; Euphorbiaceae
Exons: 3
Coding region: 200-445 (81 amino acids)
Cellular component (GO): mitochondrion
Source: RefSeq, a predicted model, not a curated record